Rotaria sp. Silwood1 is the source of this 933-nucleotide messenger RNA. The record is from the annotation of a GenBank genome assembly. Lineage: Eukaryota; Metazoa; Rotifera; Eurotatoria; Philodinida; Philodinidae.
AUGCGUACAAGACCUGAUAAAACAUCACCUGAUAUUACUUAUUCUUGGAUUUUAAAGUGCAUCGAUCACUUUAGUAAAUUUUCAUGGGCCUUUCCAUUACGAAAUAAAUCUGCUAAUGAUGUUGCAACAAAAUUACGUGAUUUAUUUUUUACUUUUGGACCACCACGAAUACUUCAUAGUGAUAAUGGCCGUGAAUUUAUUUCGAAUGUUAUUACAGAAUUAAAAAAUCUAUUUCCAGAUUUAGUUUUUAUUCGAGGAAGACCAAGACAUCCACAAAGUCAAGGAUGCAUCGAAAGAGCAAAUGGAAUUUUAUGUGAGGCUCUCGGCAAAUGGAUGUGCACUAAUAAUUCUACAAGUUGGUCUUUUGCUCUAGCACCAGUUAUUUAUGGUCUUAAUACAAGAAUGUCUUCUGUAACUAAAACAACACCAUAUGAAGUGAUGUUUGGACAACAACCUCGCUCUGAUUCUGAUUUUUGGAAGUUAAUUCAACAGAACGGUGUCGAAGAUGAAGAAAACUUACCAACUCCAGUUGCUGAAUUAAAUGAUGAAUUAAAUGAUGAUCAAGGUGAUAGUUUAAUUCAUUUCGACAAAGGUAUUGAUGCUGACGUAGUUGAUCUUGACGAAUUAUCUAAUGAUGCUGUUUCUUGUUCAUUAUCUAACACACCAUCAACACCCAGUUCGUCAUCAAUUACCGAAAAAACACCAAAAGAACAUGAUUUGGUUCGUAAAAUCGCGACAGAUAAUUAUUUAACAACUGCUAAUAAAAAAAUGAAAUUAUAUCGAGAUAGUUUAAAUCUUAUUGCUAAUAAUUUUAAUAUAAAUGAUUGUGUUGGUAUUGCAAUUCAUACGGUUGAUAGAACAAAUACCGAUCCAAAAUAUUUACCAUGUUUAAUUAUUGAAAAAAACGAAAAAAAUAAUAUUUCUUUAUAUUAA